UACUCCAACAACCAAUCAAAAGAAAUAGAAGUCGUACACAUUACCGCUUGGUCCAAUGCCAAUGUAACAAUCUUUUCCUUUUCCUUUUCCUUCCUCUCCACCGACGAAAUUUCCUCUCCCUGCUGCCUCUGUGCGCUGUACGAACGGAAGUAACAAAACCCAACAACAUAAAGCUAUCACCUUUACCAGCACAGGAACAACCUUAACUAUGUCCUAAAUAUUUAUGGAGGACUGUUUACUUAUAUUCCAAGUCUAAACAUUUGAUGCCGGAGAAGGAACAAUAAAGCAAAAGGAAUAAUGCAAUCAUUCAAAGAUAAAGUCUCAAACCAGCUUUCUCGUCUCUUUGUUGAUUCACCAAAUUCUACUAAAUCUUUUUCUUCUCCAUCUUCACCAACAGAUAAAUCUCAGGUCAGGCUGCUCUCUAAUGGGGGAAAAUCAACAUCUUCUUAUUUUUCCUUCUCUGUCCCUUCGUUUAGCUUUGGUGGGUCUAGAUCAAACAAGCACCAACACGAUUUAAACCCAAGCCAGUCAUUGUCUGUUAGAGGGGUUAGAAAAGGUUUCGAACAGAAAGAUGAAUGCUCAGUUAGGUAUCAUGAAUGCAGCACAAUAUCCGAGGAUAAAAAAUUCCAAAAUUCUUGUGAAAAUAGAAAUACACUUUGUGCGUACAAACAAACUGAUAUAACCCAUGAUAGUAACGAGGUCGGUUUGUCUGAGAGAAGCAGUACUGAUAGUGAGGUCUUUGAGGAAGCACGUGACCAGCCUACUCCACGCAAGUCUUUACCCCAUCUCAUGGACAAGUCAUCUUUUGUUUCCUCAGAAUUGUAUGAAUUCUUGCAUUCAUCCAUUCCCAACAUAGUGAAGGGAUGCCAAUGGGUUCUGUUGUACAGUACGUUGAAGCAUGGCAUUUCACUGCGGACGCUUAUUCGCAACAGUGCUGACCUAUCUGGUCCGUGUUUGCUGAUUGUUGGUGAUAGACAAGGUGCUGUUUUUGGUGGUCUGCUGGAAUGUCCAUUGAAACCUACACCCAAGAGAAAAUAUCAGGGAACACAUGAGUCCUUUGUAUUCACAACUAUAUAUGGCGAGCCAAGGCUUUUUAGACCAACAGGUGUCAACCGAUAUUAUUACAUGUGUAUGUAUGACUUACUAGCGCUUGGUGGAGGCGGCGACUUUGCUUUGUGCUUGGAUGGGGAUCUGUUGAAUGGAACCAGUGGACCUUGUGAAACGUUUGGGAACUUAUGCCUGGCCCAUAAACCUGAGUUUGAACUAAAAAAUGUUGAGCUUUGGGGGUUUACACAUUCAUCAAGAUAUCUUUCCUAAAACAAGGAGAUGGAAGCCUGUCAUUUUUAUCUUCUUAAUUGGUGGCAAAUUUCAUUCUUUAUUCUUUAGAUUAUGAAGUUGUGCAGUAUUGGUUUUUACAUGAUGCUAUGGAGCACUUAAGUUUUAUCUAUUCAAAUACAAGGCGAUUCACAAUGUCCCUGGCUGUAUUGUUGUAAAACUACAACUAGGUGCGGCAAAAUAGAUCUAGGAAAAAGAACAAUUAGACGGAUUGACGUUUAUCUCAGUGUUGUUUGAGAGACAGAAUGAGAUAUGAGUUUAUCUUGUAUUCAUCCUAAGGCGUUGUAUGAGUUAAUUGGUAUAAUUCUUCAGCUUCAAUAUUUAUAGUAAUCUUUCAUCGUGCAUA
Messenger RNA from Jatropha curcas, 1681 nucleotides. RefSeq names its product TLD-domain containing nucleolar protein. Lineage: Eukaryota; Viridiplantae; Streptophyta; Magnoliopsida; Malpighiales; Euphorbiaceae. The record is from RefSeq and is a predicted model, not a curated record.